This is a messenger RNA of Populus trichocarpa (black cottonwood), 1477 nucleotides long. RefSeq names its product transcription factor PERIANTHIA. The transcript has 8 exons. Gene Ontology annotation, biological process: regulation of DNA-templated transcription. Lineage: Eukaryota; Viridiplantae; Streptophyta; Magnoliopsida; Malpighiales; Salicaceae. Gene Ontology annotation, molecular function: DNA-binding transcription factor activity. The record is from RefSeq and is a predicted model, not a curated record.
AUUCCUCACCCUGAAAUGUACUGCCACUCUUCCUUCCUUCUUCGAUAAGAUAUUAGUAGCAGGAAUCAGACGCGUCUCGCGGAUCUUGGAAAACUUCAUCAACCAGUUCCUGUUUCUCCUCACGACGAUGCUGUUGAUUUAAGCUCAAGCUCCAUGUUCUGUCUAAAAUCAGGCAAUGUCACCGUUGUGUCCCAUAACUUACCUUAUGCAACUGCCUUGAACACGAGCAUUGGGUCAGCAGAGAUAGCAACAACUGGAGCAGGGUGUCUGGACACAGGGCAAUACGUGUACCAGAAAGGGACUGGGUUUGAUUCCUCGUUGGGAAACGGGCAGAGUUUUGAGAAUUGGGGAGACUCAGGGAUGGCAGAUAAUAGCCUACAGACGGACACCUCAACAGAUGUUAAUACUGAUGAUAAAAACCAGCUUCGUGGAGUUCCGCAUGGUGCAGUCAUGGUUGUGAAUUCUAUGGAUCAAUCCAAGGGAAGAACUAGUGACCAAAAGACCCUUCGAAGGCUGGCUCAGAAUCGUGAAGCUGCAAGGAGGGGUCGACUUAGGAAGAAAGGAUUUUUUUAUUGCAUCUGGAUUUUGUGGGGAUCAUGGCCGCCAUUCAAUGGAUGGAAAUGGCGUUAUAUUGCAACCUAAAACCCCCUAUCAAUAACAUGAUCUGGGAAGAAUCAAAUUUAGCUAUCUGCAAUACUCCACUGGCUUGUGUAUCGUCUCCUCACGUUAUUCACUCCACCUGCAAUCCAAAUAAAAUCAUUUGUUGAGAAAAUUAAAUACUUUGAAACAGGUUCACCUGUUUAGAGAAUCAUGUGAAGCGCAUACCACGCCUGUAUCUUCUAGAUUUCACAAUUUGAGGGAUGAAUACCCCAGUUCCAUUGCCAUUAGAUCUCCAUAAGUUCUCAGGCCAAGUUGGUACCAAAUCAGUUUUCUGCCUCUCCCACCAGUUGAAGUAGCUUCCUGGCUGUAAUGUUGUAGGAAAACUGUUGGUUAAGCUGUUCGAGUCCUGUUUCCUUUGAAUAUCAACCAACCUGGAAUGGUUUGUAACAUCAACUUCUUCGUCGUCAUCGGCGGUCAAAAGCAAAAUCUGCUUCUUAAGCUCCGCAUAGUAAACAUCGCUGUACUCGACACCUUCGAAUUCAAGAUUAGGGUCUGUUCCCAUUUGCCUUUCAGAUCGAGUAUGACUGCUACAAUGAAACUCCAUGGAAAGGUUUGAGUUGAAGAUUAGGGAUGGGAUGUUGUGAUGGAAAACCUGGGUGGGGUUUAUAUAAAGGAAUCGGUAAGUAAGUUCUUAGAUUGAGGUCAGGUCCACGUUUGAAUGAAAUGUUUCCAAAUGGACUCAAAUAGUCCAGGGACAUGGAAUAUCUCCGUUUUCUGUACGUUAAUGGAUGUCUUGUUCUGUUGGUUCUUGAUUACGGCUCCGUUAACAUUUUUCUUUUCUUUCCUUUUUGAUGAAGAUUCUCCAUUAAAUAACUAA